AUGCAAAUUCUGAAGCGAAGACACACUAGUGGCAUCUACUCGGUAGUUGUGAUCCUCAUCGGAGCAGUCCUUGCAUAUGGAACAUUUGGAACGACGCUGUGGGUUCAGGGAUCCCCUGAGGGACAAAAACCCGUCGACAACACACCACUCAAUGGAAGCAAGCCUGCAGACCCUCAACUGCGUUUGCACCCUGAGGGCAACGGAAAAAAGAGAGUCCGGAGGUCGAUUGUUGACACAAUUGUUAAGACGCUUUGGAACAUAUUUUGGGGAAAAAAGCCUACCGAUAAGGAAAUUGACGAGAAAAUCAGAAAUAAGACGGAGGAGUUGAAGCGUUGGGCCGAAGAAGGAGAUCUCGCCGAAUCAUGGCGUGUGGAUGUCCCCGAACCCGUACAAUACUAUGAUGAGCUCAGAUACGUAUAA
Cylicostephanus goldi is the source of this 420-nucleotide messenger RNA. The record is from the annotation of a GenBank genome assembly. Lineage: Eukaryota; Metazoa; Nematoda; Chromadorea; Rhabditida; Strongylidae.